Molecule: messenger RNA, 2994 nt
Organism: Pipistrellus kuhlii (Kuhl's pipistrelle)
Lineage: Eukaryota; Metazoa; Chordata; Mammalia; Chiroptera; Vespertilionidae
Gene: TCF24
Product: transcription factor 24
Exons: 3
Coding region: 293-805 (170 amino acids)
Biological process (GO): regulation of transcription by RNA polymerase II; developmental process
Molecular function (GO): protein dimerization activity; DNA-binding transcription factor activity, RNA polymerase II-specific; RNA polymerase II transcription regulatory region sequence-specific DNA binding
Source: RefSeq, a predicted model, not a curated record
UGGCUCUCCCGCGGCGGAGGAAGUGGCUCUGCCCCGACGCAGCCCCUCCUGGACGGCCCCCCUCAGGUGGGCGCGCGCCUCGGCGGGUCGCGCUGUCGUAGGUGGACUCCGGCCCCUCCGGACGCCCGCCUGGGAGGCGCUCCCACCCGGUGGGAGCGGGAAGCGGCCGUCGACUCGGGCUGGGCGGGAUGGAGUGAGGAGCGCGGCCCUGGCCUCGCUGACCCGGCUCGACGCUCUGCGCAAAGCGCCGCACGGCCGCUCCCGGAAAGGGCGCGCGACCCGGGACGGCGCCAUGGACCGCUGCGGCCCCGCGGGCAGCCCCCUGAUCUCCGGCCACGAGCCCGCGCCCCCUGCCGCCUCCUCCACCCGAGACUCCAGCCCCGGGCUGCCCGGGCCGGGGCCGGCGGGCGCGGGCGGCGGCGGCGGGCGCUCGGGGGGCGGCGGGCGGCCGGCGGCGGCGAACGCGGCGCGGGAGCGCAGCCGGGUGCAGACCCUGCGGCACGCCUUCCUGGAGCUGCAGCGCACGCUGCCGUCCGUGCCGCCCGACACCAAGCUGUCCAAGCUGGACGUGCUGCUGCUGGCCACCACCUACAUCGCUCACCUCACCCGCAGCCUGCAGGGCGACGCCGAGGCGCCGGCGGACCCCGGGCUGGGCGCCCUGCGUGGCGACGGCUACCUGCACCCCGUCAAGAAAUGGCCCAUGCGAUCAAGAUUAUACAUUGGUGCUACUGGUCAGUUUCUGAAGCAUUCUGUCUCUGGAGAAAAAGCAAAUCAUGGCAAUAUUCCAACAGACUCACAGCCUUAGGCUGUCCCCUGAUGGGUGUUGAAAGAAAGUGGUGUCCAUUGUUUUUAAAUACUAUGAAAUAAUUCUAUAUUUAUUACGUCAGACACAACAAACAUCAUUUCUGAAAGUUUACAUAUGAAUCCGCAGUUGAGUUUUCAGAUUUAUCUAUCUAAUCUAAAUAAAUGUGAAAUGAAAUAGUCUUGAAUAAAACACAGCUUAUCUAUCCUGAGAGGUAGUCACUACUAUAUAAUGCAGGAGAAAAGAAACGGUUGGAAAAAAGAAACACACAAAUGCAAAAAACUGUGUAUAUAUAUCCAUAGAAUGCAUACACUCUGUAGUGUAUUUAUUAUAAACUGAAAAGCUGGUAUCUAUUAAUAGUGUUUCUAGUUUAAAAAAAAUAAAAGCUGUACUUGUAAUAUACCAGUAUUUCAUUUUUAUAAAAACCAGUCCAUGCUUAAAGUUGGUCUAAGAAGUCAUUUCAGUUGGAAGGUGUGAAAAUAAACUGAAAUGUAUUUAGUUUCAGCUGAUUAUGUGUGAAAAGACUGCUGAGGUAAUAUAAUGAUGCAGUAAUUUCUAUAUCUAGUUAUUGUUCCCUCUUAGAAAACUUGUUUGGAAUAUUAGAAAGUGUUUGCUUCAAACAAAAAGGAAAGGUAAUUGUUUGCUUCAUAGGACAGGGCUUGCCCCUCCAUCCUAGAGGAUUACUAAGUAUCUAAUUAUAUUUCCAAACUAUAGGUGGUCUUGGAAAUCCCUGCAGCCAGAUGGGUGUCACUGGGCAGCGGGGCUCCUCCCCCUCUUCCCGGUCACUCCAUAGCCACCCUGCUCUCUCUCAGGUCCUGGACUAGCUGAGUAGGUCUGGCUGCAGCCACCCUACAGAGUGAGCCUAAGGACCCUCAGUCACAGCUUUGGCCGGGCUCCUUCUCCCCUCGUCAGCUUGGGGUCACAGUCUGCCUAUUUGGCCAUUAUGAAAUGGGAGACGUCCUGUCUGGUUUGGGAGUUCUGGCAUUGAUGUGUGCCUCGAGGGGGUCUAAGGACCACCCUGAGAUACGUCAGGCCAGAGCAGGCCCUCCUGAGCCUGCCCCAAUGAGAACACAGCCUGGGAGACCCUCUGCGCCGGGCCUCUCCUACCACAUUGCACACGAGGUGCCAUGAGGUGGAGGUAAUGGUCAGGGAACAUACUGAAUCUUUAAACACCUGGGAAAAAAAUCUCCACUCUCUUUUGUCAUGGUUUUUGCUGACUUAGAUUUCCUUUUCUUUCCCUUGUUUUUUAUUCAGUCUUCUAUUAUUCCACGUUCCAAAUGUAAAGUUCAUUUAUUUGUCAGUGACCCUGUUUUCAAGUUGCUGAAUUUGAUCCAAGAUUAGCAAACAGAAAGGCAUAUUAAGGGGCUUGGCUGAAAUAAUACUGCAGUUUAUUUUCUCCUCAGUUUUCUUUAAACUUUUGGAAAUGAAAUGAAGUAAAAGACUACUUAAGGCAAAAAUUACCAUUUUAGUUCACUCAGCCAAAUAUCAGCAUGUUUUGGCUCAUAUUUGAUAGUAUGUAACUUUCAUUAUUUUACUGUGAAUAUCACCUUGUAAUGUGACGGAAGUAUGUCUUUAAAAGAAAAUGUAUUAAUCAAAACUCUGUACAUAUUAAUAUUUAGCAAAAUGUUUGUAUAUUUAAACAUUUGUGAAUAUAUUUACUCAUGUAACAUUGAAAUAGAUAAAAAGUAAAAUGAGUUAUGGAUUCAGCCAUUCACUAUUAAAAAAAGUGCUAAGAAUAAUCUUUUAAGGAAUAAAAUCAAAACUUCUUUAAAGUUACCUGAAAAUGAACUAUAAACACUACAUUUGUUAGGAGGAAUUUCAGAAAAAUGGCUCUCUUGCUAAUCUAUUUGGCUACAGUGUUUAAAGCAUUUAAUUGAGGGAAAUUAUGACUUUUGUUGAUUAUCAGACUUUUCUAAAUCAUUAUUAAAUAGUUACUUUGCCUUUUAUAGUAUUACUUUUUAUUUCUUUUUGUCAGGUUAUAAAUGUUUUAAUGCCAAAGAAAUAUAUUUCUGUCAUGGGUUUUUAUAACUUCUUGUAAAUUGCUAAAUAUGCUAACGGGUUUUGGUAAGUUGGAAAAUAUCAGAGAAAUUGCAUGUUUUCACCCAAAAGUUCACCGGAGUAUGCUGUUUUCAUUAAUGGUGCAUGGUCAGGAUAAAGGAUAUUACUAAAAUAAAACACUAAUUGAAAAUUAA